AUGGAUCAAGGGCAGCAGGGAGAAUUGAACUGGCGCCUCAGCGCGCACCCGAUCACGCUACUUGUCUUCUUGGGAAUCCGCAUCGGUGCCUUGCUGAUGUACCUCUUUGGCGUCCUCUUCAUUGACAACUUCAUCCUUGUAUUCAUCCUGACCCUGCUCCUCCUCUCCGCGGACUUUUAUUACCUCAAGAACAUUGCUGGACGUCGACUUGUUGGCCUACGAUGGUGGAAUGAAGUCAACACCACCUCUGGCGACUCACACUGGGUCUUCGAGUCCGCAGACCCCAAUGUUCGCGCGAUCAGCGCCACUGACAAGCGGUUCUUUUGGCUGAGUAUGUACGUCACACCAGCUUUGUGGGUUGGCCUGGCCGUGUUGGCCAUCGUGAGGCUGGUUGGUGUUAUUUGGUUGAGCUUGGUUGGCAUUGCCCUUAUUCUGACGAUUACCAACACGGUGGCUUUCUCCCGUUGUGACAAGUUCGGCCAGGCAUCGACAUUCGCGAACAGCGCCCUGGGAGGUGGAAUCGUGAACAAUAUUGCCGGUAGCCUGCUGGGCAGGCUCUUCCGCAUGUCUGACAUGUGGGAGCGGGCCGGUUCCACUGACUGGGACCACAAGAGCAACGAUGGCCUGGAGGAAGGAGACGGCAAUAGCUGGAUUAUUGAUCAAGGCGAUGAGAACCAAAAGCCCCAACUCGGCGAUGACCAUAUGUGCCGCAACUGUGGCGGAAAUGACCACUUUGCCCGAAACUGUCCAAAUCCUGAUAUCGAUGCUGGACAUCACAACGAAGGUGACCACGGCGGCUACUCGCAAGGAGCGUGCUUCAACUGCAACGAAGAGGGGCACAUGAAGGCAGACUGCCCUAACUCCCCUCAGCAAUUCGGGGCCUGCUACAAUUGUGGCGAAAAGGGUCAUUCCAAGGCCGAAUGUCCCAAGCCUAAGGUGUUUACCGGCACCUGCAACUUCUGCGGUACGGAGGGUCACCCAGCUGCACGCUGCCCUCUCCGAGAACCCAUCGUCUGCAAGAACUGCAAGGAAGAAGGCCACUCGGUGAAAGACUGCCACGGAAACCGCAAGUUCGAUAUGUCCGGCGUUGAAGACAAGUCUCCUGAAGACGCUUGGGCUAUGAUGAAGGAGGCCUGCGAUGGCGAAAUCGAUGACUUUCGCAAGGCCAUUCAGGUCUACUCAAAGGCGUGUCCAGCUGCGAAUUAUCUGGACAUUGCCAAGAGGAUGCGUGAGGAGAAUUUCAAACUUCAUCUCAUUGGCCUUGAGAACCCUGAUCAGGCCGAUAACAUGACCCUUAUUGACUUGCAGGGCCAACUGGACCGUCAGUAUCUAGUCGGACUUUUCAGAAGCCAGAAAGUCUGCCGAAAGGCCCUCAAGGAUCGUUGGCCCGAGAGCGAAUAUGAGAACAUGAAUCGUCUGAGUAAUGCGGGACUUCCCUACGAUCGCCUGGUCGCCAAGUGUCGCAACUGUGAGGAAUUCGGUCACAUUGCCAAGCACUGCCCCGAGGAGGUCAAGGAGGUCUCGAAAGUCGAGAUCAUCUGCCUGAACUGCAACAACGUGGGCCACCGUGUUCGCGACUGCCCCCAACCGCGCACAAGCAAGCACGGUUGCCGCAAUUGCGGUGUUGAAGGUCACCAAGCCCGGGAAUGCCCCGAGCCACGCUCUUUUGCUGAUGUUGAAUGCCGCAAAUGCGGCAAUACCGGUCAUUUCGCAAAGGACUGCACCCAGGACGGUGGUGGCGCUGCUCGCACUUGCCGCAACUGUGGAUCUGAGAAUCACCUUGCCCGUGAAUGCGACCAGCCGCGCAACCCUGAGACAAUUCAGUGCCACAAUUGUGACGGGAUGGGCCACCCCGCCCGUGAAUGCCCCAUGCCCAAAAAUUGGUCCAAGGUCAAGUGUAACCGCUGCAAUGAAAUGGGCCAUACCGUGCGACGAUGCCCUCAGCCUGAAGGCUCCGGCGAGAACGAACAAGGUGGCCAUGGACAGGAUAGUCAGUCCCAUUACAAUACUUGGGACUCCUCCAACGAGGUCACCGAACAAUUCGGGCAGCUAAAUGUCAGCAAUGCCAACGAUACCGAGCCCUCGUGGUGA
This is a messenger RNA of Penicillium maclennaniae, 2091 nucleotides long. RefSeq lists its product as uncharacterized. The record is from RefSeq and is a predicted model, not a curated record. Gene Ontology annotation, molecular function: zinc ion binding; nucleic acid binding. Gene Ontology annotation, biological process: protein secretion; vesicle-mediated transport. The transcript is spliced from 18 exons. Gene Ontology annotation, cellular component: Golgi membrane. NCBI's taxonomy places the organism in Eukaryota, Fungi, Ascomycota, Eurotiomycetes, Eurotiales, Aspergillaceae. The coding region runs from base 1 to 2091 and encodes 696 amino acids.